GCAGUCUCUAAUGAAGGCUUCAGUUCACCAAAAUGGUUCGAGUUGAAAAGGUUGCUUAUUUCUCUAUCUUAUAUCUCGUAGCUUGGACUCUUCAACUAUGCAUUUCUGCAGAAAUGUACGAUUUCAUUGUGACCAGAUUGAUUUGUGAGGAUUCUGAUCCGACCAUCAUCGCCAAUGCUUCCUGUGCGACUCGCAGUUUUAAUCGAACCACCAAAAUGCACAAUAUAACUAUAAACGUCCUUCCUAAGGUAUCGCUGAAUGACAUUUAUUUCAAAAUGUCGUUCUAUCAGAAGAUCAGCACAGGAUACCGACGGCUUAUACUAAGUAUAGAAGACCAUUUUUGUGGGUUUCUAAAUGGAACUUCACAAAGCUUUAUUAUUAGGAUGAUAUGGCCUUUCUUAAAGACAUGCGGCAACCUGGAUCACAAAUGUCCCUUCACGGGUUACGUAUAUUUACAUAAUGUUGUCGUCAAAAGUGACUAUUUUCCUCCUGCAUUACCGGAAGGACAAGGAAAAUUUGAGAUACACAUCCGAAAUGGACCGAAGCGAGUUUCCAUAAUUAAAUUGAUAUUGUUUCUUGAAAUAAAGCCUAAAGGUGCCGCAAUCUUAAAUUUCUAGGAAAAAUCA
This is a messenger RNA of Hermetia illucens (black soldier fly), 626 nucleotides long. RefSeq lists its product as uncharacterized. The record is from RefSeq and is a predicted model, not a curated record. The transcript has 4 exons. NCBI's taxonomy places the organism in Eukaryota, Metazoa, Arthropoda, Insecta, Diptera, Stratiomyidae. The coding region runs from base 33 to 617 and encodes 194 amino acids.